AUGGUGGAGAUUUCUGAUCUGAAUGACGAUCUAUUAGGUCACAUCCUCAAACGGGUCAGCCAGCCGGAUGAUCGGAAGCGGGUCUCCGAAGUCUGCAAACUAUGGUUCACACUGGAGGGUCUAACCACAAGAUCACUCCGUCUUUUCAAACUCAGUCUUCUCCGACAGAUGCUACCCCGAUUCCCGAAUCUAGUUACAUUCCGCACAUCCGAGUCUAUCUCUGAGGAAGCCGACCUCGAAUUCAUAGCCCAAACAUGUCCCAAAAUGGAGGCCAUCGUUCUCAACGCCGUAAAAUUAUUAUCAAGGUUUUUACCGGAGAACGGUCUUUACGGUCUGUCAAGUGGCGGCGGCCUUCCGAAACUGUCCAAGGUUUCGGUCAGAGGGAGAUGGCGUGCAUCCAUUGACAGAUGGAUACAUAGGUUUCCUAAUUUGACUGAUUUAGAUUUGGGAAGGUGCAGUGAUGUCGAUGACAAUGCGUUAGAAGCAAUUGGGCUACAUUGCACUUGUUUAAGAUAUUUGAAUCUAGAAGAUUCCAAGGUUACCGACUAUGGUUUGAGAUUUUUAGCACAUGGAAGGUGCUCAAAGACCCUCAACACAUUGGUGCUGGCUGCCUGCUAUGGUAUAACUGACUUGGGGCUCUCGCAUUUGCAAAAUUUCCAAUUCCUGUUAGAGCGGGAUUUGGAUAGGUGCGAUGUCACUGAUACUGGAGUUAUUGCUGCAACCUCUUCAAAUCGAUCCCUCAAGAAAUUGAACUUGGGCAGGUUGACGAAUGUGUCGGACCAAAGCAUGGUGUAUGUUGCUGGGAAUUGCCCCAACUUAGAGAUUCUUGAUUUAACUGGUUGCUCUAAUGUAACUGGCGCCGGAGUACGUGCAUUUUCUGGUCACAGGUGUCUAGAGUCUCUUGUAAUUCGACGGUGUGAAUUUUGUUGGUCUGAUAUCGAGCACAUGGUGCUUGGAUGCCAGUCACUCAAGUCUAUCCUCCUGAGUAGGCCGCAUAUGCACUCAGUUCAGGAAAGCGUUGGCAGAAUUGUGACGUUGGUUGAUGACUGGUGGUGA
This is a messenger RNA of Fragaria vesca subsp. vesca, 1056 nucleotides long. RefSeq names its product F-box/LRR-repeat protein 4-like. Gene Ontology annotation, cellular component: SCF ubiquitin ligase complex. The transcript has a single exon. Gene Ontology annotation, biological process: SCF-dependent proteasomal ubiquitin-dependent protein catabolic process. Gene Ontology annotation, molecular function: protein binding. Lineage: Eukaryota; Viridiplantae; Streptophyta; Magnoliopsida; Rosales; Rosaceae. The record is from RefSeq and is a predicted model, not a curated record. Bases 1 to 1056 code for a protein of 351 amino acids.